This is a messenger RNA of Myotis brandtii (Brandt's bat), 3335 nucleotides long. RefSeq names its product myeloid cell leukemia 1 (gene MCL1). The transcript has 4 exons. Gene Ontology annotation, cellular component: mitochondrial outer membrane. Gene Ontology annotation, biological process: mitochondrial fusion; release of cytochrome c from mitochondria; positive regulation of apoptotic process. Gene Ontology annotation, molecular function: protein heterodimerization activity; channel activity; protein homodimerization activity. Lineage: Eukaryota; Metazoa; Chordata; Mammalia; Chiroptera; Vespertilionidae. The record is from RefSeq and is a predicted model, not a curated record. The coding region runs from base 94 to 555 and encodes 153 amino acids.
CCUAAAACCCGGCGGAGGGCACGCCUCCCUCACUCCUUACUUCCGCUUCCUUCGAGCGAGGAGUCGGCGCCUUCUCUCCUUCCUCAGCCGGAGAUGUUUGGCUUCAAGAGAAACGCGGUCAUCGGACUCAACCUCUACUGCGGGGGGGCCAAGCUGGGGACCGGCGGCGGCGCACGAGAGGCCUUCCAAGGUAUGCUCCGCAAGCUGGACAUCAAGAGCGAGGACGACGUCAAGUCUUUGUCUCGCGUGAUGGCUCACGUGUUUAGUGACGGAGUAACAAACUGGGGCAGGAUUGUGACCCUUAUUUCUUUUGGUGCCUUUGUGGCCAAACACUUGAAGAGUAUAAACCAAGAAAGCUGCAUUGACCCGUUAGCGGAAAGCAUCACAGAUGUUCUCGUAAGGACGAAGCGAGACUGGCUAGUGAAACAAAGAGGCUGGGAUGGGUUUGUGGAAUUCUUCCAUGUAGAGGACCUAGAAGGCGGCAUCAGAAAUGUGCUGCUGGCUUUCGCAGGUGUUGCUGGAGUAGGAGCUGGUUUGGCAUAUCUAAUAAGAUAGCCUUUUAAGUGAAAUAAUUGACUCUUAACCAACUCCAGGCACCAGAUCCACAUCUGCUGUGAAACCAGUGUAUUUAUGAAGUUGGACUUCGAAGCUGUCCAGGCUGUAACCUCCAAGCAAAGUAGAAAAACAAGUGGCAAGAGGAUUGUGGCUAAUCGGAAUAAAUAACAUCGAAAAAGUAGUCCCCAUUGAAGAGUCACUGUCUAAAAGAAGCAAAGUUAAGUUUCAACAACCGGCAAACUUUGGGAGGCCCUGAAGGAGGACUUUUAGAUUUAGUGAAGAUGGUAGGGUGGACUUGCUAUCCUUGCCUAGAACAGGAGAGUGGCCAGUAGCCAGGCUAGUCAUAUAGAGUUCAUUAAAUAUGCCCAUUAAUUUCUAUAGUGUUAAAAGAGAAGCACUAACAAUGCCAGUGAACUGUAAAGUGGAUUUAAGCUACAAUAGAAAUAUGACUAGAAGCCUCAGUACUGUACAACAGAGUGUGAAGGGAAGCUUUUUCCUCUGUAUAAUUGGCUUUCCCAGGUAUGCUUCUGGAAGAAUAGAAAGUCCAAGUGCGCAGGACUUUAUACCUGUUCUACUUUGACUUGGUUUGAGUGGUUUAGUUUGUUAGUCUUGUAAUGGCCACAAAUACUUGACUUAAGGCUCAAUAAUUGUAGUUACAAAUGUGGAUUAUCCUCAACUUUUAAGAUAAAAACAACUUGUAAAUGUGUUUGUCUGUAAAAAUUGUAUAUAUUUUUACAGAAAGUCUAUUUCUUUGAAAUGUAAAGGCACAAGAGUAGAAUUUCCAUUAGUUUUUUUCAUACCCUUUUGAAAUUUACAAUUUCUAUAGUUAGGAACCUAUUUCUUACAGCUUUUCUAUCCUAAACUUUGUCCUGGUCAAUUCUAGAUUGUAUACAGAACCAGUUGAUGUAAUUGUAUGCAACCUGGUUGUGAUGGAACAAUUCUGAUUCAUAACUAUGCAGGCUUUAAUUUUCCUAUCAGAUUUUGGUAAGUAUUCCUUAUAGGGCUUUUUUUUUUUUUUUUUUAAAUCUGGGUUGAGAAAUUGGGUAAUGGAAAUUCUUUCACUUGGUUACAUGUAGAUUUUCAGUAAUUGAGUCAGGUUGUUUUAGGGGGGUGGGGGUGGGGAGUGGGGAGCAGGCCGAUGAUUUACAAAUAAUGAGCUCUGAUUGGGCAACAAGUUGUUUUGAGUUCCUUCUGUUGGACCUAGCUUAACUGGUGAAAUUUGUGUUCAUGAGCUCAUCUGCAAAGCUUUUAAAGAGAUUUUCAGCUGUUCCAAAUGGGAUUUACUAGCCGUGUGUGUAUAAAAAGAUCUCAUCAGGUGGAUGAGAGACGUUUGAUCCCUUUGCUUAAUAAGUUGUACAAUGAUGGCUUUGAAAAGCAGACUAUAGUCUAACCAUGGUGCUAUUUUAGGCUGGCUUGUUAAACACAGGUCUAAGCCUAACAUAUAAAUAAAGCAACUACUUAAUUGUUUCUAUUAAUGAUUCCCAAACUUUGUUUUAAAUUUUUGCAUUGGCAUCCCUUCGGAUUUCAGAACUUGUUUUAUUGAACUUACCAUUUGUUUCCUAUUUUUCCUUUGAAUUAUUAUUUGCUGCUUGUUCUGCUCCCUCUACAGAUACUUAGAUAAAUUCCUACAUCUUUACCCUGCCAUCCCUGAACUCUAGCCUAUUUAGUUUUGGGCACUAGGAACCUAAGUAACCACCCCUAUAGGAGUCCACAGACCUUUAUCCUUCAUGAAUUUUAUCCUUGGUAGUACAAUGGGUUCUGUGACGACAAGUCAUGGUCAUGAGGUGAGAGGAGUCCCUUUUCCUUGGACUGGUACUUUUUGGUUUUAGCUUUUCCUACCUUUUUUGGGAGAGGGGAGGGAAUUUCAAAAGUCCUCUUAAAAAUUUUUAGAGGGGAGACUAUCUUACAUGACUUUGUCUAGAUUCCUUUGAAUAUGAUCGUUUAAAAUUGUAGAACUAGGUACAGAGUGCUGUAAAGGCUACUGGUCAAGCUAAAGUAAGCAAUGUUGGAACUAGGGUCAUUUGAAAGCAUCAGCCUCAGAACGUGAUCUUUAGUCUGUGGACUCCAGAUAAAAAUAGGCAUGAAUAAAAUGACUAAGAAUGUAAUAGGGAAGAAUGCCCUGCCUGCCCAUCUCCGAGCCAUAAGGUCAUCUAGCUAGAGCUAUUUUUACCUAUGUAUUUAUCAUUCUUGAUCAUAAACCACUUAUUUAUAUCAUGUCUGUCUCUAAGGACCUAAAAGCACUUUAUGUAGUUUUUAAUUAAACUUAAGAUCUGGUUAAGGUGACUAAAAGGCCUGUCUCCCCAUAUCCAGUUGUGGAAAUGAAUGCAUAGAUGUAAGUUGGUGGCAUUUAGGGGCCCAAUUUACUAGGUGUGACUGCUAAAUGAGGAUCUUAGUUAGUAUUGUUUGUGAGGGCUUAGGGAGCCCAAGUGCUUUGGGAAAGGGUGGAUGGUUUUAUAUGGAGAGGAGGCACUUGUUCUAAGUGCUGACUAGCUACAUACUUCAGGCAAAUCCUCCCAAAUGGGAAAGGAGGGAAUGCUUGGGAAGAUGGCUGUCUCAGCAACUUCUGUCUUAUGCUUCUCUCAGGGAAAAACCUUCAGUCCUCUAGUGUAACAUUCUAUAGGGGUGGACACCUUGGUUCUAGUUAGACAGCUGCUAUUAACAGCUGUACCAUUGGGGUUAGGACCAACUACAAAUUAAAUGUGGGCUGUAAAAUGUAGUGUGUUUCCCUAACUUCCUGUUUUUUCCUGAGAAGAAAAUAAUAAAUCUUUAUUCAAAUGCAA